Molecule: messenger RNA, 477 nt
Organism: Knipowitschia caucasica
Lineage: Eukaryota; Metazoa; Chordata; Actinopteri; Gobiiformes; Gobiidae
Source: the annotation of a GenBank genome assembly
AUGAAACAGCUAGAUCACGGACUGGCAGAAACUCUUUGUCAUUAUCCUGUCCAGGGUUCUAAGCAAGGACCACAGACUGGGACCACGGAGAGCCCAGGUGACGUGGUCCUGCAGAUCCCCCACAUCUGCUGCGCGCUCAAAUGGAGAAAGUGCAUUUACAUUAGGAGUGGGACAUGUUUGGGACAGACGUGUGCAAAGCGUCUGUACAAGGAGCUGCUGCCAUCACACUCUCACCUGGGUGUCGCUGGUGUCAGCCUUAAAAUAGGAAGUUGGCUACGUGUCAGACAGGUGCCAGUUUCUGUGGGCGGCCCCAUGGGGCGGCCAGAGUGUUUGCUGGGCCCAUCUGUGUGUGCGUGUUUGGCCAAAGUUACGGGAGGCCGUGCUGUUUGCCAUUGGGCAAAUAAAGAUCUGUGUGGAGCUGUGUGUGUGGGGGUUGCGACGCACAGACUUUCAGAGGCCCUUUGCUUUGGAGGUUGA